Messenger RNA from Neurospora tetraspora, 659 nucleotides. RefSeq lists its product as uncharacterized. The record is from RefSeq and is a predicted model, not a curated record. The coding region runs from base 217 to 465 and encodes 82 amino acids. NCBI's taxonomy places the organism in Eukaryota, Fungi, Ascomycota, Sordariomycetes, Sordariales, Sordariaceae. The transcript has 2 exons.
UUGGCGAUAAGCAUUAAGGUUGCUACGUCAUCGCCUUGGCUUCCAGCACACUGAGGGGAAGUUCGAGUGUCUCUAUAAAGAGGAACACAACGAAGACAACAACAACAUUCCAUGUUAUUCCCAAGACAUUUGCAGGUUAAUAAACUUUGAAAUCACACAAAAAAGCUCUUUCAAGCACCACCACAUUCAGCUUUGAAAACACACAUACCCGACAAAAUGCCUCUCGUUGUUCCCGGCGUUACGACCAACGACCCCGCGGUCCAGAAGACGGAGGAGUGGAUGAACAAGUUGUGCGGCAAGACCCUCGCUGACCACACUUCGGAGACUACUUUCUGCAAGAAAGACCUCCCAGAGCAAACGCGCAUCAUCGAGCCGGGUUCGAUGGUUACUAAGGACUUCAACCCUGACCGUCUCAACGUACAUGUGGGCGAGGAUGGGAAGGUCAGCCACGUUCUCCACGGUUAGAGAGGAACAAAGAGCGGUGAUGAAGAUGGCUAUACCAGUCUUGAGGACAUGAUGGCAUGACCUGGAGUAGUUAAGCGAGUUAUGAGUUAUGGAGAUACCAGCAUGGCGCUGUGUUUAACGAAUGCGAUGAAUUUACAUACAGUACCACCCUGUCAUGACUUAUUGCAACUUGUUGUGAGCACCUUGACGGCUGG